UUGUUUUUGUUUCAUUGCUUCGUAGUUGUCUGUUUAAUAUGGACUUAUUACCAACAGCUUUAAGAGACUCACGGUGUAUCUUACAUAUUGACUUGGAUUGUUUCUAUUGUCAAGUUGAACAAGUACGGUUAGGUAUCCCAUCUGAUGUACCAGCAGCAGUACAACAAUGGCAUGGUCUAAUUGCAGGUAAUAAAAAAAAACAUGCGUUCAUGAUUAUGUCAAUGCUGAUAAAUAAAGUCAAUUAUGCUGCAAGGAAAUCAGGCAUUAAGCGAAUGACCAAUGUAACAGAAGCCAAGAAAUUAUGUCCUGAUAUUCAACUAUUACAUGUCGCUACUUAUGGUCCUAAUGAUACAGAGCCCAAAUACCAUGCAAAUCCAGAUAGAAAUACACAUAAAGUAUCUUUAGAUGCUUAUCGGAACGCUUCUCGAGAGAUUUUCAAGAUCUUUCAUAAGCACUGUGACACCAUCCAGAAAAUCGGUUCCGAUGAGGGAUUUAUGGAUGUCACAAAGACAAUCAAUAGCCGUUUAAUUCAAAGGUACAUUCAGUGUAGGCCUGAUUUGAUGGAUAAGUUGGAUCAUGAUGUAUGUGGUGUGGAAGUAGAUUGGGAUCAAUUGGGCAUCACGGUUGAAUCUAAAGAAGAAGAAAGGCGUCUAGAAUUAAGUGAUGAACGACAUUGGUCAGAAACAACUUGGAAAGACCUUCAGCUUGCAUUGGGAGCAGAACUUGCCACUGAAAUUCGAAAAGAAGUGUAUGAUAAGUUGCAAUAUACUUGUUCUGCGGGUAUUGCACAUAACAAGACAUUGGCCAAAUUGUGUUCAAGUAGACAUAAGCCUAACAAACAGACUGUAUUAAGAGAUAUUGCAAGAAUGGAUUUUAUGCGCGAUAUACCCUUUCAGAAAAUUAGAAAUUUAGGAGGGAAAUUAGGCAGCGAAAUAGGGUCUGAUUUAGAAGUAUUGAAUGCGAAUGAGCUCUGGAAAUACAGUGCACAGGAUCUUCAGGCAAGAUUUGGUCCAUCUACAGGAUUACAUGUAUAUAAUAUCUGCCGAGGCAUUGAUUUUGAAGAAGUAACGCCAUCCAAGGCACCCAAAUCUUUAAUGGCAUCCAAAUCCUUUAGACCUGCUAUUGUAAAUGCAGAAGAGAUGCAGAAAUGGUUUUCAAUCUUAGCUAUUGAGUUACAUAAUAGAAUUAUGCGCCAUCAUGAAGACUAUGGUACUUGGCCCAAAAAUAUUUCAAUUAGAUAUGCUUCAGAGUACAAUAGAAACUACAAAUCAAGAACAAUGAGUGCAUUUCACAAGGACGAGUUAAAGACACAUGAAAUACUGGCCAAGAAAGCAGCUGCCUUGUUCAACUCAUUGAAAGAUGCGUAUCCUUGUAUUGGCUUUGAUUUGUGUGCUUUUGGCCUAACGCAGGACGAAUCGGCUGCAUCACAAACUAUCAAUCAUUUCUUCACUAAAUCAAACAUGACAAGCGCACAUCAUGCCAAUGGCAAAACAACUACAGAAAUCAUACCAACUAAAAAAAGCUCCACAAUUAAAAAAGGAUUGUUUUCUUUUGGUAUUGAAAAGAAACCAAAAAUGGACGAUGUAGAUACAUUUGUAUGUGACGAAUGCAAACAACGAAUCCAACUAAGUCAAGUUGAAGAACAUUCAGACUAUCAUUUUGCUUUGAAACUCUCUAAUCAAGACAAGCAACAAGAAAGAAAAAGAAAAGAUGGAAGUUCACAGAAACAAGAGGAGAAGCGUCAAAAGAGAUCUUUGUUUUUCAAGCCAAGGACAUCACCUUAGAAUAUGUUUUUCUCUUGGAAAGAUAAACAUACUAUAUUUUUUUAGUUAAAGAUUUUCUACUGCUAUUACUUUGUGAUUCAUGAAUACUACUCUCCAAAUCAAUUUCGUGCUCUUUGCAUUGAUCUGUUUGUGGAUA
Gilbertella persicaria is the source of this 1920-nucleotide messenger RNA. RefSeq lists its product as uncharacterized. The record is from RefSeq and is a predicted model, not a curated record. Gene Ontology annotation, cellular component: replication fork; site of double-strand break; nucleus. The transcript is spliced from 7 exons. Bases 39 to 1784 code for a protein of 581 amino acids. Lineage: Eukaryota; Fungi; Mucoromycota; Mucoromycetes; Mucorales; Choanephoraceae. Gene Ontology annotation, biological process: response to radiation; error-prone translesion synthesis. Gene Ontology annotation, molecular function: damaged DNA binding; DNA-directed DNA polymerase activity.